Messenger RNA from Abrus precatorius (Indian licorice), 838 nucleotides. RefSeq names its product protein PROTON GRADIENT REGULATION 5, chloroplastic. Gene Ontology annotation, cellular component: chloroplast. The transcript is spliced from 2 exons. Gene Ontology annotation, molecular function: electron transfer activity. Gene Ontology annotation, biological process: photosynthetic electron transport in photosystem I; response to high light intensity. Lineage: Eukaryota; Viridiplantae; Streptophyta; Magnoliopsida; Fabales; Fabaceae. The record is from RefSeq and is a predicted model, not a curated record. Bases 177 to 566 code for a protein of 129 amino acids.
UUCUUCUAUAUUGUGAAUCACACUAUCGUCCAAUUCUAAACCACUGGCUCUCCAAUUUACACACAAAUAUCCCUUUUUCACAACCAAUAUAGAACCAUCUAUCUCAGGCUUUAAGAGGCUAAUACAAAGAACAUCUACUUUUAUAUUCACAUAACAAACCACAUAUAGAUAAAGAUAUGGCUACUUCAAUUUCUGCAACUGGGUUUAAGGGCUGUGUUGGUUCCUCCUUCUAUGGAAGUUGGGGCACUUCUAUGGUUGGUGAAGAUUACACCAUGCUGACUAAGUCAGUGCCAUCACAAGUGCGCAUGGGAAGAGGAAAGCCAAUGAGGUUGCAACCGAUGAUGAAGAAUGUUAAUGAAGGGAAAGGUAUCUUUGCACCUAUUGUGGUUCUCACCCGUAACAUCAUUGGCAAGAAGCGUUUCAAUCAGAUUAGAGGCAAAGCCAUUGCCUUACACUCCCAGGUGAUUACGGAAUUCUGCAAAUCAAUAGGUGCAGAUGCAAAACAGAGACAAGGGUUGAUCAGGUUGGCCAAGAAGAAUGGAGAAUGGCUUGGCUUUCUUGCAUGAUAGAUUGAUAAACAAAUGUUCCCACAUUUUGUAAUUACCAUGUGAGGAAGUGUCAAGUUUAAACUUGAUGGUUUUCAAUUGACAGCAAAAUGUAAAACUAGGAGGAACUCAUCUCUAGUUGUGAUUUUUCAUUCUUAAGUAAUCCUUCUCUUAUUUUGUUCUCUAGAUACAUGAAAUAUUAUAAAACCAGAGCUUGUCUAUCAAUUCAACGGUGAUACAAGGAAAAAAAAACAAUGUUAUUAAUUUAUACAGCAUAUUUUUCACAAUUUUUU